AUGUUCGACGUCAGCGUUAUGACUGCUGUCGGCGUUGCCUUACUGGUCGCCAUACUGAUGCUGAUGUCCUGCGCCUCCACUCUUCUGUGCAAACUGACCGACCUCUUGAAAGCUCCAACCUCACCUGUUUGUUUGGUCUUAAAAAAUCCAUCCAUGGUCGCCCGUGACACGAUCACCGCAUCCACAUAUGCAACCUCCGGGUGCUACCCCAAGGUCCAGAACUGUGAGGAGUGUGACUUGUGUGCUGACUCUGAAAACCUGCCGCCGUGCUUCUGCGAUGUAAACGAGGGUCUGUGACUUGUGGGCACAAAGAUCGUGAACACUGUUUCUUAGUAGAAUGUUUUAUUU
This is a messenger RNA of Molossus molossus (Pallas's mastiff bat), 348 nucleotides long. It is a transcript of the gene FAM24A, whose product is annotated as family with sequence similarity 24 member A. The transcript has 2 exons. NCBI's taxonomy places the organism in Eukaryota, Metazoa, Chordata, Mammalia, Chiroptera, Molossidae. The record is from RefSeq and is a predicted model, not a curated record. Bases 1 to 297 code for a protein of 98 amino acids.